AUGAUUUCACGGAAGGGGAAAAUUCCGUUGAAAGCUUCUCCCGUCUCGCUCUGCAGAUUCAUUCCCAACAAAAUGAAGCGUAGCUUCGGUUCCAAUUCUUCAGGCAACAGUGGGAGUAAUAAGAAGACUAAGAAGAAUAAUCCGAGCAAUCAGAAAACCCUAGGGGCCGCAUGGGGCGCUGCUUCUUCUCGUUCUUCUUUUCGGUCUGCCCCAUUUUCGGAUUUCGGAAGUUACAUGGAAGUGAAAAAUCGGAAACUUCAGAACCAGUUUGCAACCGAGGCUUCCGCUACCUCUAGUGGUGUGUCGGGUUCUGAGAAACUUAUCUUCCAAGGAGUUUCAAUCUUUGUGGAUGGUUUCACCAUUCCUUCCCAUCAGGAAUUGCGAGGUUUCAUGAUCAAGUAUGGUGGAAGAUUCGAGAACUACUUUUCUAGGCGUUCAGUAACACAUAUAAUUUGCAGCAAUCUUCCAGAUAGUAAAGUCAAGAAUCUAAGGGCAUUCAGCAGAGGGUUACCUGUUGUGAAACCCACAUGGAUAGUGGACUCUAUCUCUGCCAACAGACUUUUGGGCUGGGUUCCUUACCAACUAGAUCAACUGAAUGAUACCCAACCAAAGUUGUCUGCCUUUUUUGCACCCAGAAGCCAAUUGACUCAUCAGGUGGCUUCGCCGGUUACAUCUUGCCAGCCUGAAACUGGAUUCAGUGAAGCUGAAGAAGGAAGUUCAGUUCGAGCAGAAGAUUCUGAGGAAGAAAUAGACCGUGUUGAUGAUGAAAUUGAUGGCGUUUGUAUGGACAACACUACUCUAGAAAUGACGGAUCCAAUAAAAAAUGAUGAUCUGAAAUCUUCUGACGUGAAUGCAGAAAGUCUUGGUAACCAUGGCAAAGAAGAAAAAGAAGUUAGUGGUGAUCUUCAAUCCACUACCAAUCUGCAUUCUGCUUCAGACAACAAAUCCUUCCAUGAGAAUAGGAAGAAUGAUGGAAAAUCGAUUGCAACUGCUGCUGGAUCCUCUAUAAGGCGUCAUUCAACUCUUGAGGAUCCCAAUUUUGUAGAAAACUACUUUAAGAAUUCAAGAUUGCAUUUUAUUGGAACGUGGAGAAACCGAUACCGUAAAAGAUUCCAGGGCGAUGGACUGAAAUGGGCAGAUUCUGGCCAGCAUACAGCUGAAAAUGCGAAGAGAUUAACCAUUAUCCACAUUGAUUUGGAUUCCUUCUUUGUGUCAGUGGUAAUCAGGAACCGUAUUGACUUACAAGACAAGCCUGUAGCUGUUUGUCACUCAGAUAAUCCGAAAGGAACGGCGGAAAUAUCCUCUGCAAACUAUCCAGCUCGGGCUUAUGGAGUGAAGGCAGGUAUGUUUGUAAGACAUGCGAAAGAACUUUGUCCACAGCUUGUUAUAGUUCCUUACAACUUUGAAGCCUACGAAGAGGUAGCUGAUCAGUUUUAUGACAUCUUGCAUAGGCAUUGCAGAAAAGUUCAGGCGGUAAGCUGCGAUGAAGCAUUUUUAGAUGUCUCAGAUUUGCGUGAUGUAGAACCUGAGUCUUUAGCAUCAACCAUAAGAAAAGAGAUUAUUGAGACUACUGGAUGCAGUGCAAGUGCUGGGAUAGGCGGCACUAUGCUAAUUGCUCGCCUUGCUACCAGAGUUGCUAAACCAGCCGGUCAAUUUCACAUCUCUGCUGAGAAGGUAGAGGAGUUCUUGGAUAAGCUUCCAGUUGGCACACUUCCUGGUGUAGGUUCUGUGUUAAAGGAGAAGCUGGAGAAGCAAAAUAUUCAAACAUGUGGGCAUUUACGUUUGAUUUCCAAGGAUUCUCUUCAGAAGGAUUUUGGGGUGAAAACUGGUGAGAUGCUUUGGAGUUAUAGCAGAGGAUUAGACAUUCGGUCAGUUACGGCGGUGCAGGAGAGUAAGUCCAUAGGGGCUGAAGUGAAUUGGGGUGUGCGGUUUAGAGAUCAGCGAGAUAUUCAACACUUUCUCAAAUGCCUGUGCAAGGAAGUUUUCUUACGUCUACAAGGAUGUGAUAUGAUAGGACGCACUUUUACUCUUAAGAUAAAAAAGAGAAAAAAAGAUGCCGAAGAACCUACAAAGUAUAUGGGCUGUGGAGACUGUGACAACCUGAGUCGUUCAAUUACUGUGCCUGCUGCUACAGAUGACAUUGAAGUUCUGCAGAGGAUUUCAAAGAAUUUGUUUGGGUCAUUUUGCUUGGAUGUUAAGGAAAUUCGUGGGGUUGGGCUUCAGGUUUCGAAGCUUGAAAGCGCAGAUCCUUCUAAUAAAGGUUCAAGGACUCUGACAUCAUGGCUCAGCUCUGCGCCUGCCUCUGUUCAAACAGAAAAAGAUGAUGUUUUCCCUGCAGAAGUUAGGGAAAGCUCAGAUCGUAAAAGGCAUGAUACUGAUGGAGGAGUUUCUAGACUCCUAGAAUCUAAUUCAGCAGAACCCUCAGUUCAGUCAGGUGAUACAAAUUCAUCAUUACCCCCAAUGUGUCACCUUGACAUGGAAGUUCUAGAGAACCUUCCUAGAGAGCUUCUUUCAGAAUUAGAUGGAACCUACGGUGGGAAGCUGUUUGAGUUGAUUGAAAAAAAACGAGGCAAAAGAAAAAUCAACAGCGAUUCUCCAUAUGAAGCACCAUAUGUGCCGCAUCCUUCCAUUGCAAGAACAUCUAAUGAGCGUACCAUUGAAAUGACUGAUUGGAUGCCUUCAUCCCUUAGUCAAGUCGACGUCUCUGUGUUACAGGAAUUACCUGAAGAGUUGAGAACUGAUGUGUUGGGAGCAUUUCCAGACCACAGGAGACGACAACAACAGUCAUCAUCGGAUGCUCCCAUGGAAAGUUGUAAGAAACAGGAUGAAAAGCCAAUAGAUAUAAAGGCCGCUGAGAAUGAGAUUGGAUUCUCAAGUAGCUCUCUCUGGUUUGAGAACCCUCCUCUUUGGACAGAGAAUUUCAAAGCUAGCGGCAAUUGUACUUUGGAAAAGUUUUCGGAGAUAUACUUCAAGGUGGCUCAGUCAAGGCCUACGUUAUCCUCGGUCCUGCAGUAUGCUAUAUCUGAAGUUUCGAGUUUUCGUGAUGCAAGUGUGAAUGAUUUGGAGAAAGCUGUUUACGAUGUGUGUGAACUUCUUAAACAGUACAUAAAGCUCAAAGUGGAAGGUGAUAUUGAGGAGAUAUAUCUCUGCUUCCGCCUUCUGAAAAGAUUAGCAGGAAGGAGCCAAGUUUUCCUCCAAGUCUAUGAGAUUUUGUCUCCCUUUAUUCAGGCCUUGAUCAGUGAACACUAUGGAGGAAGCUUGAGUAUAUCUUGA
This is a messenger RNA of Microthlaspi erraticum, 3273 nucleotides long. NCBI's taxonomy places the organism in Eukaryota, Viridiplantae, Streptophyta, Magnoliopsida, Brassicales, Brassicaceae. The record is from the annotation of a GenBank genome assembly.